UUCAAGUUGGAAAGUCAGCUGUUGUGUUAUAAAAUCGGCGAAUUAGUUGUUGAAAAAUACCUGUUAAUAAUAAAAGUAGUAAAAUUAUUAACAUCUAUAUAAAUCAGACCUUAUCACUCGCUUCAAAAAUGUGGCCAAUAAUAAUGCAGUUCCUUAGAACAAACGCUCCAUACUUCACAUUACCAGUAGCGGCUGUGGUCGGUGUCAUAGGAUACAACUUGGAAAGUUUAUUAUCAGACAGAUACACACCUUAUAACAAACCAGUACAAGACCAAAGAGUAGAACGGCUAAUAGAUGAAGAGGUGCUAAGCGACCCUACCAAUGUUCAGAAACUAAGAUACAAAGAGAAUGUACUCGGGAGAAAUGUGUCACCGUCUCUAGAAAACAAAUAAAUUGGUCUAGUCAGUAUGAAUACUAUAUUUAAAAUUAAUAUUGAUUAUAAUUAUUAUGUAGGUGAUUUGAGUUGGGUAUUUUAUAUUAAUUUUGAUAAUACUUGGCUUAGUUGGAGAAUGAUGUAAAAUGUUUAUAAUUACACUACAAAGAUAAGACCUAUUGUGCAAAUGAAACUGCAUAGUUUAAUUGUAGC
Molecule: messenger RNA, 586 nt
Organism: Spodoptera littoralis (African cotton leafworm)
Lineage: Eukaryota; Metazoa; Arthropoda; Insecta; Lepidoptera; Noctuidae
Source: the annotation of a GenBank genome assembly